Molecule: messenger RNA, 2505 nt
Organism: Varanus komodoensis (Komodo dragon)
Lineage: Eukaryota; Metazoa; Chordata; Lepidosauria; Squamata; Varanidae
Product: vomeronasal type-2 receptor 26-like
Exons: 6
Coding region: 1-2505 (834 amino acids)
Biological process (GO): G protein-coupled receptor signaling pathway
Cellular component (GO): membrane
Molecular function (GO): G protein-coupled receptor activity
Source: RefSeq, a predicted model, not a curated record
AUGGGGGAAUUAGGAAUGGUGUUGAUGAGCUUUCUCCAAACAGGAAGGAAGGCUAAUGCUGAAAAAUGCAAGAACUAUGAGCCACACCUUCCACUUCAUGAGUAUCCACUGUUGGGAGAUCUCAUGAUUGGUGCCAUUGCUUCUCUGUCCUUCAUCAUUCCUGAUGCAUUAACCUUCACUGGAGAACCCCCACAAGCAUUGCAUGAUGAACUUCUCUAUUUCACGGCCAAGUGGACCUAUCAAGCCACCUUGCUACUGCUAUGUGCAGCAGGGAGAUUAGUUCCGAACUACAAAUGUGGUAUCCAGCAACACUUGAUAUCAGUUAUAGGGGGACUGGAUGCCCAAAUCUCCCUUCAGGUAGCAACUCUCUUGGAUAUCUAUAAGAUCCCACAGAUGAUAUAUGGCUCUGCACCAGUGAUGAAUGAUAAAACGCCAGGCCUUUCCUUCUACAACAUGACUCCCAGGGAGUCCCUUCAGUAUGCAGGCAUUCUCUCUUUGCUGCUGCAUUUUGGGUGGACUUGGAUUGGGACAGUCGUUACAGAUAAUGACAAUGGGGAGCGAUUCCUCCAGAUGGUGGUCCCACUGUUUUCUGACAGUGGUGUCUGCUUUGCUUUCAUUGAAAAAACCCCUGAACUUACUCUUGGCAAGGAUAUGAAAUACAAUUUUGAGAAAGGAGCAAGAAUACGUGAUAAAAUUGUGGACAGCACAGCCAAUGUACUGGUGGCCAAUGGAGAAUCAUAUUCCAUGACAUUUUUCAGGUGGUUACCAUAUCUAUCAGAACGAGGUCAUGUGGCAAAUGCACCAAUUGGUAAAGUAAUCAUUGUGACAGCUCAGGUGGAGCUUACAUCAUUUGUCUAUCAAAGGGAUUGGAACACGGACUUUUUUCAUGGCGCACUGUCUUUCACAAUUCAAUCCAAACAUGUCCCAGGAUUUCAAGAAUUCCUUAAUGCAAAAAACCCUUCAAGUCCAAAAGGAGAUGAAUUUAUUAGGACCUUCUGGCAACAGGCUUUCAGUUGUGUAUUUCCAGAUCCAUUUCUGGGCAAUAUAGAUGGGAAUAUCUGCACUGGGGAUGAGAAGCUGGAGUGUCUUCCUGGGUCAUUUUUUGAAAUGAGUUUUACUGGUCACAGCUACAAUGUAUACAAUGCUGUCCAUGCAGUGGCCCAUGCGUUGCAUGCCAUGUUUUCAUCUGGUCUGAAGAACAAAGAAAUGGUGACCAGAGGUGGACUGAUGCUUCAGAACCAGCUACAGUGGCAGCUCCAUUAUUUUCUGAGGGCUGUUUCAUUUAACAACAGUGCUGGGGAUGUGGUUUCUUUCAAUGAGAAUGGAGAGUUCAUAAGUGGAUUUGAUGUGAUCAAUUGGAUUGCUUCCUCAAACCAAUCUUUUCAAAGAGUGAAAGUUGGGAGGAUGGAUGCCCACCCUCCUGCAGGACACACAUUUUCCAUUAGUCUGGAUGCCAUAACAUGGAACAGCUGGUUUAAUCAGGCACAGCCUCUGUCUGCGUGCAGUGAGAGUUGCAAUACUGGCUCUAGGAAGAUAGUCAAGGAAGGGGAGCCUUUUUGCUGCUACAAUUGCAUCCCAUGUGCUGAAGGAAUGAUUUCAGGCAAGAAAGAUAUGCAUUACUGUUAUCCAUGUGAAGAUGAAAAGUACCCAAGCAAGGGCCAGGAUUUCUGCAUUCCCAAGUCUGCUAACUUCUUUUCUUAUGAAGAACCUUUGGGCGUCAUUUUAACCUCUUUCAUUAUUCUCUUCUGCUUGAUAACGUCCUUGGUGCUAGGAAUAUUUUGGAAACAUUAUGAGACGCCCAUUGUCAAAGCCAAUAACCGGCACCUCACCUAUGCUCUCCUCGUCUCUCUCCUGUUCUGCUUCCUCUGCGCAUUGUUCUUCAUCGGCCAGCCACACAAGGUAACAUGCCUCCUGCGACAAAUUGCUUUUGGCAUCAUCUUCUCAGUGGCUGUCUCUUGUGUGCUCACAAAGACAGUCAUGGUGGUCUUGGCCUUUAGAGCCACCAAACCAGGAUGCAAGAUGAGGAAGUGGAUGGGGAAGAGACUGGUAAACACCCUCCUUCUUUCCUGCUGCCUUCUUCAGGCAGCCAUUUGUCUUGCCUGGUUGGCAACUUCUCCUCCUUUCCCAGAUAUUGACAAGCAUUCAGUAGCUGAGGAAAUUGUGCUGGAAUGUAACGAGGGAUCUAUAACCAUGUUUUACUGUGUGCUGGGCUAUCUGGGCUUCCUGGCGAUGGUUAGCUUCAUUGUGGCCUUUCUUGCCAGGAAGCUGCCAGACAGUUUCAAUGAGGCCAAGUUCAUCACUUUCAGCAUGCUGGUCUUUUGCAGUGUGUGGUUAUCCUUUGUGCCUUCCUACCUGAGCACCAAAGGGAAAUACCUGGUGACUGUAGAGAUCUUUUCUAUCUUAGCCUCCAGUUCUGGCCUGCUGGUUUGCAUCUUCUUCCCCAAAUGUUACAUCAUUUUGCUGAGACCUGAGCUGAACAAGAAGGAGCAUCUAAUAACAACUUGA